CAUUCAUUUUAGGUCAUAACGUUAAAUGGCGCAAGGGUCGCACACUGGAAGUUGUGCGAGCUGUUACCCGCGGGGGUGAAAUGAAAUGGGGGCCUUUCUACCUGGCGAUAAGCUGACUGCCUCCCCGCGACUAGCGUUGAUUGUUGAUCACUGGUUCCCCCCUCGAGCUAGCACGGGGCGUUUUCAUUGGUCCUAUUGUCCUGCGCCGUGAGGGCGCGUACAAUCGCAUCAAAUCCGCAGUCGGAGCACGCAUCCUUCGCCAACCACGUUACACGAAAAUAUGGCCGAUCCGGUUUCCGACGCUCCUGCUAUCGACGAGUUCGCGCAGACUCGGGGUGGCGAUGAUCUUUUCGACGAUGAGAUUGUUCCUGUCCCCAUCGCAGAACAGAAGCCUGAGCCGGAAGUGCACGCGGAACCCGCCCCUGUCCCUGUUAUCGAGAACGACACACAACCAGCUCGGACCGAAACCUCGCCACGGUCGCGCGGGGGUGAGAGACGAGGACGUGGUCGAGGCAGAGGACGUAGUGGACGGGGUUCACAUAAUUCAGGACGUCGGGGCGAUGGAGCCGUGAAGAGCAAGCCCACCGAGAGUGCUACGGAGCGUGAGGACCAGAGUGCGAAGGAAUCAACUCCUGAGACACCUGCUGAAGGUGAUCAGACUGGGAAGGAGGAUAUAACGUCUUCGGAUCCUAAGGCCGCCGGAGCGGAGGGGCCGCGCGUGCCUGCUGUUCGCGGAGACAGAAGUGCUACGGGUGGUAUCAAGAAGCUUACCGAAGAGGAACUGUCCCGUCGCAUUGCUGCCGCCAAAGAGAAUGCCGCCAAGAAAGCCGCUGCACAUGCUCGAGCUGAAGCCGACCAAGCGUCGUUCCUCGAGCGCGAGAAGGUUGCUGAGGAGAAGCGACGUCAGGAACGCCAACACCGUCGGGUCAUGGACAAUGAGCGGGAGCGUAACCGACUUCGCAAAUUGAAUGCCCUGAAUGGAAGGGAGUGGGAUGCCGAGAAAAAAGAAAAUGAAUAUAACCCCCGUGGUGGAGGUGGUAGGGGUCAGUUCCGGCGUGGUAUGCAUGGCGGUGUGUCUGGAUACACUCGACGCGACUUUGAUUCCCAAGCUGGAGAAGAACCGCUCAACGAGGACACUCCUCAGCACUACCGGGGUCGUGGACGUGGUGGCAGAGGUGGACGCGGCCGGGGAGGACAUCGUGAAUCUCGUGGUGAAAGAACACUUGCCGGCACCUCCGAUCCGUCUACUACGGGCGGGUCCAAGCCUGAGGCACCUGCUCCGGUCAUCACCAAUGAGGCCGAAUUCCCUGCACUCCCUGGGAGCGAGAAGAAGAACGAUGACAAAGCGCCUCUUACUCCUGACCUGCUCAAGUCGGACUCUUUGUCGCCGGUAACAGGAGCUAGCUGGGCCGAACAAGUCGAGUCACAGUAGUCACAUCUUGAUGAAUCCGCUUGCUUUCCCAAAUUAUCAUGAUCUGAAUCCAUCUAUUUGUUCCUCAAGACCCCGCAUUCAAUAUUCCCCAAAACACUGAUUAAUGCUUGCUUCGAUAUGAUAUCAUGCGA
Aspergillus sclerotioniger CBS 115572 is the source of this 1563-nucleotide messenger RNA. RefSeq lists its product as uncharacterized. The record is from RefSeq and is a predicted model, not a curated record. NCBI's taxonomy places the organism in Eukaryota, Fungi, Ascomycota, Eurotiomycetes, Eurotiales, Aspergillaceae. The transcript has 2 exons. Bases 281 to 1432 code for a protein of 383 amino acids.